Messenger RNA from Hydractinia symbiolongicarpus, 2442 nucleotides. RefSeq lists its product as uncharacterized. Lineage: Eukaryota; Metazoa; Cnidaria; Hydrozoa; Anthoathecata; Hydractiniidae. The record is from RefSeq and is a predicted model, not a curated record. The transcript is spliced from 7 exons. Bases 1 to 2442 code for a protein of 813 amino acids.
AUGGUUGGUGAAAAUAAGAGGAAAACAGAAGCAAGAUUAAGUGGUUUAAUACUUAAAUUCAGGAGGAAGGGAGAAAAUGAACGAAAAGUUGAAGAAAGGAAGCACAAGUCAAGGGCAAGUCAAUUAUCUGAAAAUAGAAAUAAUGGCAUUGAUGCAAUAUUUCUAUUAAGAAUUGGCUUAUCCCUACGGAUUAACAAGCUUUCCUUCAAUUCCAAAUCAAAAUUAUUAGAUGCGGAGGCGAUAAUAGAAAAAUUAUCUAAAGAUGGUCUAUUUUUACAGAAAACAACAUGCUCCAAAACCGCACUAGGAUGGCAUUGCAGCCAUCACACUGAUAUUUAUAUACGACUUUUGAACGCAAAAAAAUCUGACAAAGGAAAUUCAGUUGUUCUUGUCGAUAAAGAUAUAUACGUAAACAAGAUUAGUGAUAUUUUGAAUGACACAACGAAGUUUGCAAAAGUUAAAUGUGAUAAAGAGAAGGAGCUGAAUUUUAUCAUCAAUCAAGAGAAAAAAGUUACAGCAGUUUUGAAAACUUUGCUUGACAACGGUUCCUUGGAAAGAAGAUUACAUGAAAAACUUAAACCAGCUGGGUCAAAGCUAGGAAUAUUAUAUGGUUUAUGUAAAAUUCACAAAUCUAUUGUUAACGGAAGUCCACCUUUUAGGCCCAUUUUAUCGGCUAUCGAUACACCCACCUACAAUUUGGCUAAGUUUCUUGUACAACUUUUGGCACCCUUAACAGUUAAUGAGUAUACUGUUUUCAGCUCUUUUUCCUUUGCUGAAGAAAUUAGUAAACAGGACAGUAGUUUGUUUAUGGCUAGCCUAGAUGUUGAUUCUUUAUUUACAAAUAUUCCUUUGCAAGAAACUAUAGAUAUUUGUACUGAUUCUUUAUUUUCAGAGACUGACCUAGUCAGUAAUUUUUGCAAAAGUGAUUUUUGUAAACUCCUCUCUCUGGCCACAGAAAAUUCUUAUUUCACGUUUGACGGUCAACUAUUCAAGCAAGUCGAUGGGGUAGCUAUGGGAUCACCUCUUGGCCCCAGCCUUGCUAAUGCUUUUCUUUCGCACCACGAAAAGACUUGGUUGGAUAAUUGUCCAUCAUCCUUUAAGCCAGUGUAUUAUAGAAGAUAUGUUGAUGAUGUUUUUGUGUUGUUCUCAUCUCCUAACCAUUUGCCUCUAUUUAAGGACUAUCUUAAUAGGCAACACAUCAACAUAUCUUUCACGUCUGAGUGCGAGGCCGAUAAAACUCUUCCGUUUCUUGACGUAUCUGUUUCUCGCAAUGAAUCGAAGUUUGUUACAUCUAUCUAUAGGAAGCCUACAUUUAGUGGCGUUUACACGAAUUACAACAGCUUUUUGCCGGAAGAAUAUAAAACGGGUUUGAUAAGGACAUUGAUUUUUCGGAUAUUUAAGAUUGUUUCCGAUUUUUCUAGGUUUCACUUAGAAAUGCAAGAUCUUAGAAACAUUCUGUUAAGAAAUGGCUACCCGUCAAGUUUGAUUGAUCAAUGCAUUAAGUCUUUUCUCGACAGAAUGUUUCAAGAUAAGAAAGUUUUCAGUACCGUGCCUAAGUUAGAAGUUCUUAUUAUUUUGCCAUAUUUGGGUAAUAUAUCGUUGAAACUGCGAACUCACUUAGUUAAAACAUUUGAUAAGCAUCUUCCGUGCUGUAAGCUUAGGGUUAUUUUCAAAUCGGGUUGUAGAAUUGGCAAUUUUUUCCGGUUUAAGGACCGUGUUUCAAAGGCUCUGCGUUCAAAAGUCGUAUAUAAAUAUCAGUGUGAUGGCUGCAAUGCCAUCUAUUAUGGGAAAACUAUGCGACAUUUGAAAGUUAGAGCCUGCGAACACAUGGCCGUUUCUGCCUUGACUGGAAAAUCCGUCAAAUCUAUUAACACUAGUGCGGUUUUGGAGCAUGUUGUUUUCUGUAAAAAUAGACCAUCUUUAGAUAAUUUUUCUAUUAUCUCCUCCGCAUCUAAUAAUUUUGAUUUGGAAUUGAAGGAAAGCUUGUUAAUCCGUAGGGAUAAGCCAAUUCUUAAUAGAAAUAUUAUAGCUAUACUUGAAAAUGGCCGUCGUACGGCCGAAACGUCGUUAAAGAGUUGUGUUCAUGUUCGGUGGAAAAGAUUCGAUGUUGAAAAAGGCCGUGCUGUUAUUGUGUCUCAAAAAACGGUGGUGGUUAUAGGAAAAUGUUAUUUCGGAGAAACAAUCGAUGAAUGUUUUACAACUCUGACUAACUCUGCUGAUGAACCACUUGACGAAAAUUUGUCCUUAACAGACUAUUUAAACAACAAUGGUUUGUAUUUGUCAAAGAUGUACCUUGUUUUGAAUACCAGAAAACGAGAAGAUGCAAGUCCUCCAAGUAAUUCUAUGUUUGGAUUUGAUCGUGAUGAUGCUCACAACUUACCACUUCCCAUUCCUAAUUUGGAUUUUGGAAAUGACUUCUUGGUUGGUUGCAGAAGAAGAUGA